AUGUCCGCCCAUUCGCACAGCCCGCACGACCACGACCACGACGAGGCCGCGACGUGCUGCGGCGGCGACCACGGCCACGACCACGGCGCGGCCCACGACCGCGCCGCGAGCCACGGCGGCCACGGCCACAGCCACGAGCACCUGGACCAUCCCGGCACCUACGCGGCGCGGGCGACGGGGUCGCCGGCGCUCUGGGCGACGCGGGCCUGGAGCGAGCGCGCCUUCACGGUGGGCAUCGGCGGCCCCGUGGGCUCGGGGAAGACGGCGCUCACGCUGAAGCUCUGCGAGGAGCUCCGCGACGCGAUCGCGCUCGGCGUCUGCACGAACGACAUCUUCACGCGCGAGGACGCGGAGUUCCUCACGCGCAAGGGCGCGCUGCCCGCGGCGCGCAUCCGCGCCGUCGAGACGGGCGGCUGCCCCCACGCGGCGAUCCGCGAGGACGCGCUCGAGGACCUCACGCGGUCCGUGAAACCGGAGCUGCUCUUCUGCGAGUCCGGCGGCGACAACCUCGCGGCGAACUUCAGCUCGGAGCUCGCGGACUUCACGCUCUACGUCAUCGACGUCGCCGGCGGCGACAAGGUGCCGCGCAAGGGCGGGCCGGGCAUCACGCAGUCCGACGUCCUCGUGAUCAACAAGACGGACCUCGCGGAGGCCGUGUCGUCGUCGCUCGAGGUCAUGGACCGCGACGCGAAGAAGAUGCGCGGCGACGGGCCCACGGUCUUCGCCGCCGUCAAGCACGGCCGGGGCGUCACGGAGAUCGCCAAGGAGGUCCUCGCCGCGUGGGCCAAGGCCACGGGCCGCACCGUGCCCGCGCCCUGGGCUUGA
Messenger RNA from Aureococcus anophagefferens, 825 nucleotides. It is a transcript of the gene URE5, whose product is annotated as putative urease accessory protein UreG. The record is from RefSeq and is a predicted model, not a curated record. Gene Ontology annotation, molecular function: nickel cation binding; GTPase activity. The transcript is spliced from 2 exons. Lineage: Eukaryota; Pelagophyceae; Pelagomonadales; Pelagomonadaceae. The coding region runs from base 1 to 825 and encodes 274 amino acids.